UUUUAAAUAAUGGCAAAAAUUUGAAGGAAAUUGACAAGAGCAUAUAUAGAAAAGGGACAAGUACAUACCGAAGAGGGAGACUGACGUCUUCGCAGUUCAAUGAAAACACGAUGAUAAUAAUAAUGUAAUUUAAAGGUGAUUAUCUAUCGAUUGUCGUUCAUUUUUUCUUGUUAUCCUCUAUAAUAUAUAAAAAUGAAGCGUGAUGAUAUAACAAGAAUCUGGAUCCAAUUCGGAUGAGAAUUACCAUAAACCUGAUGUCUAACAUCUCAAUCAGCUUCAUUUACAGCCAAUGGGGUCGGGGACAAAAGUCAAUCUAAAAGAGGUCAUACCAAGAGCAUAUAAGAUGUAGUUUGUAGAGUGGAUCCAAAUACGACAUUUUCAAACCCAAAUCGAAAACUAAUCCGAAAAAUACCCAGUAAGAUUUCGGUAACAAUUGAUCGCAGAUAGAGAGAACACAUGUGAUCUCAUAAGCUCUUUCCUACUUCUUUUGGCAUGUAAUUGUAGUUUCUUCAUUAGUAAAUGAAAAAAAGAGGGAAACUAGUUGAGGCAAAUAUGAGAUUCCUGUCUGCAGGUGGAUGAAACUGACUGGAAAUGAAGGGUCGAUGGAACCAAAUUGGAUAAAGACAUCCUUGUUUAAGAACAGAGUACAAGAAAACGAAGCCACACAUGUGGAAUUAAGUAUCUUGUUUCCAAAAACCUUUUGAUUUGUCUGUUUCAAUCAUUCCUAAAACUGUAGCACAACCACACAAGGAGCACACAAUCAAGCUUCGAGUUUUCAGAAACAAGAAGAGAAACAGAGUGAAUUUAUGGUUUUGCCCCUACCAGGGGUAGGACCUUACACUGCAUGGCCACCUCGUUUUGUUGGGUCGUUGUUCGUUGUUUGGAUUGGAGCAUCUCAGAUUUUCUCGUCCCCCAAAUUCCAAAAUGCCAUUUUGUGUUGGCACCAACAAUGGAACAAACCGCAAGACUCCAAGAUCAGGAAAGCAAAAUAGCUAGCAAGAGCACGAUAUGAUACUUUGAUUGAAUCUAAUCACUUGUUGCUAGUGAUUGUUGAGUGUGUUGUUGGGUUGGGAUUUGUCGGCCAAGGUUGACGGUUAUGUCAGAAACUAGUAGGUUGCAAUAACUUGAGUUCUUGAAAGAUGUUCGAUAAUGGACCUUAUGCCACAUAUUAAUAGGUUGUUCGCUCCAAGAAACGGAGAAGAUCAAUAUAUGAUGCUCAAGUUUGACGUUGUUAAUGUUAUUAGUUUGUUGCAAGUUCUAGCGCUGGGUGUAUCCAUCUCUGGGCUCAUUUUCUGACACUCUCGAGGUGAGAAUAGUUGAACUUGUUUUCGAGAAGCACGUUUCUUUUUACCCUCUAGUGAGAAGGAAAUGGGUGGAGGGUGAUACCCAAUAAUAACGUCAGUAUGUAUGCGAGGUGUUUUGUCACUCCAAGAAAUUGGAGCAAGGUAAGAAAGAUAUGAAGCUCAAGUUUGAUGUGAGAAAUCAAAGGAUGCCUACAACCGUGUUAAAAAGAAUACCUCCGUAGUCCAUCGUUCAUUCAGGGUCUCAAUUUUUUUUACCAUCGAUGGCGUAUUUUUUCGAUUAGAGCAUGUGCCUAACUUGUCUUGUUAUGCUAAAAACAACUUGUCUUCUUUACCAUUCAUAUCAAUAAAAAUCCGAUCGUUUGACACUUUUAUAAUAACAACUUAUUUAUAAUGAGGAGAUAUUAUGACAUAAUAAAAUUCCCGUCUUUAUUUCACGACACAAAGACUUUACCAACUAGAUUAUUUACUUUGCUUCACAAGUUUAGAUUGAAUGAAUAUACUUAUCUUCUUUACAAGAAAAUACCCUUUUUCUUACAAAGCAGUCUCCUAUAUCUCCAAAAAAAAGGCAACUGAAAAGGACGACGAGAUAAGGAAAAGGAGGAGAAUUCUAAUGGCGGCGGCGGAGAAGACCUAAGAAGAAUGAGCGGCGCGUGAGGAGCAUUCGACGGCGGAGGGCGUGGGAAUAGAAAUCUGUUAGGAAUCUAACAACAAAGAGGCACAUUUUCAUUCAAUUAUUGAAUAAAUAAUAAUUACCAUGAUCUGAUUAUAUGAAACUCGAAAGAGAUGAGAGAAUGAAUGAAAUAAUCGAAGCGAUUGAGGAUAUCCGAUUGCGAUGAUGCGACCCGACCCACCCCACCACCCACAUCUCUCCUCCCAUAUCCCGGAUUUUAAAUUCCACAUUUAUUAACACCAAAUUUAUGAGAAUUUGUUGGAAUAUGAUUGUGAAAAUCUAACAGUUGUCAAUUGAACGACGACGAGGAGCUGUGGAUCGGGGUGAAUAUCUCAAUACUUACAACUAUUUCAUGCGAAAUUAAAAUUAAAUUGAUGACAAUUUUUGUAUGACUAAUGAAACUUGAAUGCUCUCGGUAUGUAGUAGGAGUUGCAAUACGUGGAAAAUAAGUGUCACAAUAAAUCGAGAUCAAACAAGGGAUGGAAAAUGGGCGGGACAGCAGAAAAUAAGACUCACGCUUGAUGCCUGAGGGAAAAAUAUAAUACUCCUCGUCGUACAAAAACAAAAUUAUAACAGAAUCUGCGUAAAAGUCGGCGAGAUCAAAAUUUAGACAGACAAGGGUUGAGAAUAGGGUGAGGAUAAGGCAAAGCGAGAGGAAAUAAGAGCUAAGCUUACUACUGCCUAUUGAUGAUUACAAAACGGAUAAAACCUCGUGUAAAACAAAUCAGAACAGAUCAUAUCCAUAAUAUAAUAAUAAAGUCAACAUUAUCAAUGUGUCGCGGAUAUGAAAUCCAAACUCACUAUCUCUUCAUACUCGCAAAACAAAUACACAUGACUACAAAAACUAUCAGGUCGAAUCAUACUACGCGCACCAGAGUGAACGUAAAUUGAAAUCCUCACCUACUUACCUAUUUUAUCUCUCCAACCAUGUUGAUAGGUGGAAAUCAUUUAACAAUGAAAGCCAAAAUCUGGGCAAAAAGAAAGGAAAUGAUGAAAUUUAAAAUAAAUAAAAGCAUCAGCCAACAGAGUAAUCUCUAAAAAUAAAAAAGCUGAAAUAGGAAGAAAGCCAAAACAAACAAGAUCCACCUCGAUUCGAACAUCUCUCCUCCUCCUCCUCUUCACUCCUUCCCCUCCGCCGUCCCAAUCCCAAUUCUCCUCCUCCUCCUCCGCCAUACUCUGCAGUCACAGAGAGAGGGAGACGAGAGAAAGAGCGGCCGAAGAUUCGACUGAAGAAAGGAAGGAAGAGCUGAGCUAAAUUAGCGGGAGCCACGAGCUAUGAGGGAAGACGACUCCAAUUGGUUCGCUCGAUGGGAAGAGGAGCUUCCUUCCCCUGACGAGCUCAUGCCAAUCACUCAAACCCUAAUCACUCCCGAUCUCGCCCUCGCCUUCGACAUCCGGAAUUCCACCAACUCCUCCUCCGCCGCUGCUGCGGCGGUGGCAGCGGCCAGCAAUUCGCUCCACCAGAAUCAGCCGGUCCCGCCGCCGCCGCCUCCUUUACCGACGUCCAGCGGCUUGCCUUCUCCCAACCACAACAACGGGAAUCCUUCUCUGGCGACUUCGCAGCACAACUCGUCCGAGUUCGCCGCCGACUCCUCGGCGGAGCUGGGGUCCGGCACCGGGGGCGACGAGCCGGCACGGACGCUGAAGCGGCCGAGGCUGGUGUGGACGCCGCAGCUGCACAAGAGGUUCGUCGACGCCGUCGCGCACCUGGGGAUCAAGAACGCUGUGCCCAAGACGAUAAUGCAGCUCAUGAGUGUGGACGGGUUGACUAGGGAGAAUGUCGCCAGUCAUUUGCAGAAGUACCGGCUCUACCUCAAGCGGAUGCAGGGGCUGUCGUCCGGCGGCGGAGGAGGUGGUGGCGGUGGCGGGGGAUUGAGUGGUGGUUCGUCUACCGUUGGUGUCGAUGCGGCUACCGACCAUUUGUUCGCGAGUUCCCCUGUGCCGGCGCAUUUCUUGCAUCCCGGUAGGCCGCCUAAUCCCGAUCAUUUCCUGCCGUUUGUUCCCGUCAGCGCCCUUCAGCAUCACCAUCACCAGCAGCAGAUGGCGGUGGCUGCUGCAGCGGCCGUAGCUCAUCCGCAGUUGCAGGGUCAGUACCAUAGGCAGAUGGGGCAUUUCGGGUCGCCUCCCAAUGGGCAAUUCGAUCAUCCCUUUCUUGCUAGGCCGGCGGCGCAGCAGCAAGCUGUGCAUAGAAUGGGACCGCCGGUGCACAAUGCGCCGGUUCCAGGGUAUGUGGAGGAUUUGGAGUCAGCAAAUGGAAAUGCUGGAAGGAAAGUUCUCACUCUGUUCCCUACUGGAGAUGAUUGAAAUUGGGCUCUACUGAUGGGGUUCCAAGUUUCCCCUGUUCAUCAGUCUUCCGUUAAUUGGUAAUUACUGGUAACCGCUUCUUACAUUCUAAUUUUAGGUUCGUCAAUGGUGGUUUUGUUCCGUUCUCCAUUGUGGAAAAUCGGCCAAGAUCGAUGACUGAGUUCUUCAAUCACUACCAAGGGGAUCAGUAGCUCAUCAGUUGCAGAUUUGGUGGUUGAUACUGAUGAUUAUUAGCCUUUUUCCAGUGGCAAUCCUUUAAACCAGGCUGCCUGCGGAUAUCUGCUGGUUCCAUCUAAAGUUUUGGACAGCAGUCUAUAAGUCCACCCCAGGUCACAUUCUGAAAACAUUUCGACAGGACGAACAUUCUAAGCUUUUCUGUGGCAACUGGCAACAACCAUUGUCAUAAGUCUUGCUAUAAAGAGGUCCACUUGGGAUUCAGUAGAGCACGGUAUAGUACAUUCAAAGGCUUGCUUGGUCUUCUUAUUACAUCAUAAGAGUCUUGUUCUCUAUUUCCAAUGUGGAAUGGGCAGAAGAGAGGAAUUUUCUGUACCUGGGGCUUGCAGACAAGGAUAGAUUUUUCUUCCAUAAUUGCAAUCUAUGUCAUGUAGAGAGAGUUCUAAAUGUGAAGUUUGCUGGUUAGCUACCCUCUUCGUUUAUUAGUUCAGUGUAAUGUAGAGGUGACUUGUAGCUAUUGUACAUUGUGGAACUUCAUAGAUUACCCCACUUGAGAUUGGGGUUUUCUUUCUCACAAUUCUGAUAUGUUAGAAUGUUAAAGGUGAUCUUUAUGCUCCUUGCAUGUUGAAGCAGCUUGAACUCCAUAGCAUUGCAUUGUUGAAUAUUAGAUAGGUUCUUAUUGAAUAAGCAAGAUAUUCAUUUUCCCCACAACUCUAUAGCCUUCAUGUAAUUCUGGGUUUAUCACCUUCAGCAUCUCUAACAACUCUGACAACACGCAAGACCCUGCUCGUACGUUAGUUGAUGAAUCUGGCAAGUCUCAUUGCAUCUGGUAAGUGCAGUUUGAAUUCAGAAACAAACUUAUAUCUGACAAACUAGAUAUGGGGAACACUUAGUAGUAAUUACUUCUAUUACUUCUGCAUCAAUUCCUUUCUUCAGUACAGGUACAUAUUUUUGUACCCCAUAUAUAUGUGUACUUCUGCAGCUUCAAUCUCUUUUCAAGCUGGUGUCCUGUGUUUGACAUGGCGUCACUUUCUCUGUCCUGGUUGAUUUAGUGGUUGUGAUCUGUUUAGAUUCCUAAGGGAAACUUUGACACCCUGUUUGCUUAUUAAAUAUACUUUGCAGACUCCUAAAUCGUAACAUAUGUUGAUGGAUUCCAUAUCUGAUCUGAUUGUAUCUCCAUAAUGAAUGUCAACUUUCAUGUUGAUCUGGACGGUUUAGACAAUUACACAACAAAUAUAACUUGUUGUGUAUCUAUCUAAAGGGUGGAGGGGAAGAAGCUGCAUCACAGCAUCAAUGUUGGCAAUCGGACAGAUCAACAUGUUCCUUGUAAGUUACUUCCAGUUGUACAUACCAUCUCUCCUCCACCAUUGUAGGAUAUCAUGUGAAAUCCUCUCCUUAUCUAUCUAUCUAAUCUCUAAUCUAUUCUAAAUCUCAAGUUUUGAGGAUAUAAUUGUUGCUAAUAGAAUAUUCUAAUGGGGUGAGUUACAAAUGGGAUGCAGAUGGGUGCUGGAAUCUUGUUUUGUGUCAGGGGAACACACUGGACAGGAAGAAAUCCUUUAUUAUUGAUGAUCAUAAUCAUGAUGAUGGAGAAGAGGAAAAAGCAACCAGGCAGGCACAUAAGAAUGGAUUUGUUUAGUGAAUCCAUCCAUCCAUCUCUCUCCCUCUCUCUUGCUCUGCCAUUCUGGUAAGUAAAGAAAGAACAUAUCUUUAUAUAUUUAUAUUGAUAGAUCAGAUGAAGAAACUGAGUUGUCUUUUGUUUGGUUUCUUCAUAAAGUAGGAAGCAAAGCAUGCAUAUGCUUGUGGUGUGGCCAUAAACAUUGUUAUUUUAAGGGUGGUGGGAAAAAAAAGGUUUGUUUUAGGAACAGCUGCUGCAAGUGGAACAAUGAGGUUAGAAGGGCUUGCUUGUACUGUACUGUACAACUGUUUUAUGAAUCACAGGUUAGAGAGAGAGAGAGAGAGAGAGUUGGGGGAAUGGAUGGGGAGCAAAUUCCCAAGCUGCUGCUGCCAUGGCUACUAGGGGAGGAAUUAGACAGGAGGUUGUUGGCAUGCGCCAAGUUAGUACAUUCAUUUCUUCUCUUUCAUCUGGAGGCAUUGUAUUUGUUCCAGCUUUAUGGUAUGGGGCUGUCUCUUUUAACUAACCUUUACUUUCUCUCUUGGAUGGUUGAAACAAGGCUGGAAAAAAAUAUUAAAAAGUUGUUGCUGUUUUAAUAGUUUAAUCAUAGCAACAAUCUUCUUCUUCUUGUUUGUUUGUUUUUUAUGUUUAGCAAUAAUGAUGACAUCUACAAUAUAAUGAGCCACUCACUCCACUGUCACUUUUGUUAGGCUAAAUUUGAGUCCAUGCCUUGUUUUUUUUCUCUUUCCUCUUGUUUUGUAGUUGGUUUUUUCGUCUUGUGGGCUGGUAAUGUGUCAUAUUAAUCAUUGUUCCGUAAAAGAUUUUGGUCGAUUUUUAUUUAUUCAAAAUUUUUAAAGAAUAUCCUUCACACUUUUUGUUCGAUUUUUUUUAAUGUUGUUAUUCACCAAUUAUGAAAGUUAUCCAUCACAGGAUUUGACAAAAAAAUUGGAAUGCUAUUAUUAACUAUUUUGUAAGGUUAUCUAUCGCAUAUUUUGGCCAAUUUUGGGAAUAUUAUUUUUCACAUAUUUUGAAGGCUAUUCAUCACAAAUUUUGGCGGAUUUUUGAGAAUGCUUUUUCACAUAUUUUUGCUAUUCAUCACAGAUUCUAACCGAUUUUAGGGAAUGUUAUUUUCACCGAUUUUGAAGGCUACCCAUUACAAAUUUUGGCCGAUUCUUUUGAAUGGUUUUAUUCACCGAUUUUGAAGGCUAUCCAUCAAAAAUUUUGGCCAAUUUUAGGGAAUGUUACUUUUACUGAUUUCAAACGCUAAUCAUCACAGAUUCUGGCUGAUUCUUUUGAAUGGUAUUAUUUGCUAAUUUUGAAGGCUAACCAUCACGAAUUUUCACCGGUUUUAGGGGAUAUAAUUUUUCAGCGAUUUUGAAGGCUACAUCACAAAUUUUGGUUGAUUUUUUGGAAUGGUAAUAUUUAACUAUUUAGAAGCCUUUGUAACUGCCAAAAUGGCACGCAAAAAACAUGAAUAUAUCGAUGCUUUCCGA
This is a messenger RNA of Linum trigynum, 7557 nucleotides long. NCBI's taxonomy places the organism in Eukaryota, Viridiplantae, Streptophyta, Magnoliopsida, Malpighiales, Linaceae. The record is from the annotation of a GenBank genome assembly.